AUGAAUCAGAAGCGGACAAAAUGCCAAAAGAAGACAGUUCCGUAUGGUCUCGGAGGCCCUUCUCGAUCCAGAAGAUCGCUGAAGGACAUGGUGCCAGAGAUGCUCGCUGAACCUAGCAGCAGAUGCCGAUGCGCCAACCAGAAGGACAAGAAAUGUCUGAACUUCUGCCAGACAGGAAAAGAUCUCUGGGCUCAGUCCACAGUGGAGAAAACCUCGCGUCGCCAUGACAAAGCUGGCAGUUGCAUUGGACCCAAAUGCAUGAACCGACAGCUUGUUGACAGCAAGAAAAUGAAGCGGCUGGAAGCCAUUGGUAACAGUAUCAAAGCUUCCUUCAGUAUUGCAAAGCUGAAGGCUGAGCUCCAGAAAGGACGGAAGCUGAAACAUAACAGGGCGAACAAAAGGCAAAGCGUCUGGGAAAGUCUGAAAGCAUCCUAGUGGGAAGAUCACCUGAGUCUUUCUUCAUCACACUUGCUGACAAAGCGUCACCAAAACUCUCUCUUGACUUCUAACAUUCCACGACGGCGAAGGGCCUCUCUGUCCAAGUGUUUGUGCAGCAGAGCAAAACACUAAUGGAGUCCCAUAUUUGGAGGUAUAAAAGAAAAGGAUUUCAUCAUUUUGGAAUUCAGAUGGAUGGGUAGAGGGGGUGAAGGGGAAUCCGCGGUAGCAUACAUGAAAAGCCAUCUUUCUGAAGAAACAUUUGAAUAUUGCUUCUGGAAUGUUACCCAUCAAUUGAGCAGCUUUCAGGGUCUACAUCAAAAGCAUCUUGCAAGGAAGACCUCACAGAUGUGCUUAGAAAGGACAGAAAGCAAGAUCUGAGUGGACAAACUUCAAAGCAAAAAACUCUACCUUUUGAUUAAACUGCAAAAAUGAAAGCCAUAGUGCUACUUUAAUCAGGACUUACUGCAUAUAUACAUGUCUACCUCGCGUACUGUUUGUUGCACUCCUGCUAGAGUAUUUUUACACCUUGUUAUUGCCUUUACUAAUCAGCUGCAACCCUUUGCCUUUUUUCAGAAGUCUAGUUUACUUGUACAACCAGAGUUAUCUGAAUGUGGGUUAGGCGCUGUGGUUGUUUGCAUAGUCAAAGUCCUUUGGUUUUGAUACCAAAGGACUCUUCAACAUAAAAUAAAAGUUAGAGGACACUACUAGGUUUCCCAUAACAAGGAUAUUUGGCUAACUGAAGUUCUAAAAAUAGAGGUUGUUGUGUCUUACAUGCCACCAAAAAUGCACUGAAGUGGGGAUGUACCAGAGGCUGUUGUGAGGUUUAUUCAGUGCCUCGUUUGGCGUAAAUGCAUCGAGACAAAGGGUUGUUUUGAAUUAUGUCAAAAGGCUAAUAUUGGGUGAAUGUUUGGAGCAGUGAAUUUGUUCACAUUGUUGAAUUUGCUGACAGGUUGAAUCUUAUGUGCUUAUUUUUUGUGUUUUGUAUUUAUAUUCACACAAGUUCUUCAUUAUAUUUACCAUGUUGAAUACACAUUGAAGCAGGCCAUAUUGGUCUAUGCAUGUUUUAUCUAUUUCUGUAUGAAAUUGGGAAAUGCUUUAUGCCUAUCAAGGUAAAUAUCUUCAGAAAUAAAUAUUUUUAAUUACUGUA
Molecule: messenger RNA, 1585 nt
Organism: Aptenodytes forsteri (emperor penguin)
Lineage: Eukaryota; Metazoa; Chordata; Aves; Sphenisciformes; Spheniscidae
Gene: EDN1
Product: endothelin 1
Exons: 4
Coding region: 1-435 (144 amino acids)
Biological process (GO): regulation of systemic arterial blood pressure by endothelin; intracellular calcium ion homeostasis; regulation of vasoconstriction
Cellular component (GO): extracellular region
Molecular function (GO): hormone activity; endothelin A receptor binding; endothelin B receptor binding
Source: RefSeq, a predicted model, not a curated record